Messenger RNA from Hemisphaericaspora subhashii, 1929 nucleotides. It is a transcript of the gene OFD1, whose product is annotated as oxidative DNA demethylase. Gene Ontology annotation, biological process: regulation of translational termination; peptidyl-proline hydroxylation. The record is from RefSeq and is a predicted model, not a curated record. Gene Ontology annotation, cellular component: cytoplasm. The coding region runs from base 1 to 1929 and encodes 642 amino acids. Lineage: Eukaryota; Fungi; Ascomycota; Pichiomycetes; Serinales; Debaryomycetaceae. Gene Ontology annotation, molecular function: peptidyl-proline dioxygenase activity; iron ion binding; L-ascorbic acid binding. The transcript has a single exon.
AUGACAAAGAGAUCGUUAGACAAAGAGACUAAACCUUCCAAAAGACAACAAUCAACUACUCCUGCUCCAUCUAGUUUUGAAACUCCAGAAUCUUGUUUUCAACCUAAAUUAUGGACUAAUAAAUUUCAACAAGAUUUAUCACUUGAAAUAAAACAAAGUAAACCUUAUCAAUGGGGUACUAUAAAAGAACUUAUGAAUGAUGAUCUUUUACGUCAAGUACGUAAAGAGAUUCUUUCUCAAAUUCAUUUCACUGAAAAAGAAACUGAUAUUUAUAAAGUCUUUCAAUCAGGUGAUUUAGCUAAUUUAUCAGGUUUAGAUUGGGAUGAUUUAAGUAGAUUACCUUAUUUAUUCCAAUUAAGAAAUGCAAUUUAUUCUCAAGAAUUUCGUGAUGUCAUAUCAACUGUUACUGGUUGUGGUAAACUUAGUGGAUCAAAAACUGAUAUGUCAAUUAAUACUUAUACAAAAGGUUGUCAUUUAUUAACUCAUGAUGAUGUAAUUGGAUCUCGUAGAGUUAGUUUUAUCUUAUAUUUACCCGAUCCUGAUAGAAUUUGGAAAGAACAAUAUGGUGGUGGUUUAAGAUUAUAUCCAAGUAUUGUCCCAAAUGUACCUCAUACUGAUCAUCAUGCAAAAUUAGUACCUCAAUUUAAUCAAAUUGCGUUUUUUAACGUUCAACCAGGUUUAUCAUUUCAUGAUGUAGAAGAAGUAAGAGAAGAUAAGCAAAGAUUAUCUAUUCAAGGUUGGUUUCAUAUUCCUCAAAAAGGUGAAGAUGGUUAUAUUGAAGGUGAACAACAAGAAACUGAAGCAAAAUCAACAUUACAACAAUUACAAUCAAAGCAAUUGCAAGAAUUUGAUUUCCCAAAACCAAUUAGAUUACAAUUCCCUCAAGAAGAAAUCAAAUCUUUGACAACCCCUUCAACAACCUUAUUUCAACAAGAUAUUGAAUAUCUUUCUAAAUAUAUCAAUGUUAAAUAUCUUUCAACUCCAAAUUUAUUUCAAUUAAGAAGAUUGUUUUUAAACGAAUCAAUUAUAGAACUUUCAGAUUUCUUACAACCUAAAUAUUCGGAUGUUCUUUCAACCAUUAUUCGUGAUUUUGAAUUAAAUUCACCAUCACCUACAAAAUCAACCGAUAUUGCCCACCCUUGGAAAUGUGCAAUCCCACCUCAUAAACAUAGAUUUAUGUAUAUUGAUGGAACUAGUUCUUUCCCCAUCACUCAAUCGGCUAUUGAAUUUCGUAAUAACAUUGGUCCACAAGAAUAUCCAAACUUCUCCCAAGUUCCAACUUCAAAUGAAGUUGAUGCUAAACUUGUUGAAAUUGCUAAUUUAUUCAAAUCAAUGAGUUUUAAAAAAUGGUUGAAAACUUUAACUUCAUUUGUCACAACUUCAGAUCAAAUCCUUAUUCGUCGUUUUAGACCCGGGAUCGAUUUUACUUUGGGAACUACUAUACCUAAUGAUGUUACACUUACACCAAAAGAUGAGAAUGUAUUAUUGGAAGCAACCCUUAAUAUAACUCCAUCGGCUGCCAAUCCUAAAAAUUGGAAAGAUGUAGGAGGAUAUGAACUUUGUGUGGAAACUACUACUACUACAAAGGAUGAGGAUGAAGAAGAGGACGCCCCAGAGAAAGCGGAAAAAGAAGUCGAAGAGGAGGAGGAUGAUGAUGACGAUCCAGCGAUUUAUAAGGCAGGAAGUGCCGAUAGCUUGUUAUAUGGUGGUCCCUGUAGAUUUAAUGUAUUGACAUUGAUGCUUAGAGAUAGUUCUGUUUUGAAAUUCAUAAAGUAUGUGAGUAUCAAUGCGAAAGGAUCAAGAUGGGAUUUAUCAUGUCAAUGGAAUGUUAGGGAAGAGAAUGAGAAUGAUGAAAAGGUUCUGAAAGAUAAUGAUAAUGAUGGAAAUGAUAAAAAUGAUGAAGAGAAAAAUGGUGAAGAAGAGGAUUAA